ACCUUUUGUAGUACUAUUAUUACUAGUAGAAUCAUUUUUAAAGCAUCUGUCGAAGAGUAAAGUUGGAAUCAAUGGAGGAGGAUGAUUUUUCGGAACAUUCAAAAACGUUAUCCCCUGCGGAUAAAGAAAAACUUGAAAUUCAAAAUAGUCGUUUAAUUAGCGAAUAUAAAGCAAAAAUGCUUGAAUUAGAAGCUCGAAAACAUUGGGAUUUAUUUUAUAAAAGGAACGAAAAUAGGUUUUUCAAAGAUCGUCAUUGGACCACGAGAGAAUUUCAAGAUCUAAUAAACGACGCUGGAACAUCGAAAAGGAUUUUAUUUGAAAUAGGGUGUGGCGUUGGGAAUUUUAUAUUCCCAUUACUAGAGGAAAAGUUGAAUUUCGAUGUUAUAGCGUGCGAUUUUUCAUCUAGAGCCGUGGAAAUUUUAAAAAACGAUCCGAAAUACGUUCCUAACUCGAUUAAGGCUUUCCAAUGCGAUAUAACAACGCCAGACGUUUUUUCUAUAAUCCCGAUAAACAACGUGGAUAUAGCAACUUUAAUAUUCGUUUUAUCGGCGAUACAUCCUAACAACUUCCACCAAACUCUACGGAAUAUCUACGAUCUUCUAAAGCCUGGAGGUGUGUUGUUAUUUAGGGAUUACGGUUUAUACGACAUGGCGCAGUUGAGAUUCAAAGCCGGUCAUAAGAUUUCCGAUAAUUUCUAUAUGAGACAAGAUGGGACGCGUUCGUAUUAUUUUUCGGUGGAUUAUAUAGGAAGUUUGUUAAAAAAAAGUGGAUUUGAAGUUAUUUCCAAUUGUUAUAUUCACAGAAGAACGGUUAAUAGGAAGGAUAACAUCGAUGUUCCUAGGAUUUUCGUACAAUGUAAGGCGGUGAAGCCGUUUGGAUGAAAAAAAAAAAUAGUGGUUAUCAAGAAAUGGGGCAGUACUUAACGUUUUCCAAGAAGUUUGAAAAUGGUUUCCGAUAGUUGGUACAGUUGGUUCGAGGUUAUAACAUAAAUUGGUAAACUGCCCCUUAAUAUCAACAUUAUCGAAACGGAAUUUUAGCAAAAGGAUGUUUCGAAAUCGUGUCACAGAACAAAUGAGAUCCUCUGGAAAUACAAGAAAUUUAAUAAAAAAACUUGUUUUAA
Molecule: messenger RNA, 1120 nt
Organism: Diorhabda carinulata
Lineage: Eukaryota; Metazoa; Arthropoda; Insecta; Coleoptera; Chrysomelidae
Product: tRNA N(3)-methylcytidine methyltransferase METTL6
Exons: 8
Coding region: 72-881 (269 amino acids)
Source: RefSeq, a predicted model, not a curated record